CAGCCAGGGGAACAAUUGGCUAUGUAGCUCCAGAGUUGAUCAACAGAAGCAUUGGUCCAAUAUCUUAUAAGGCAGAUGUCUAUAGCUUUGGAAUGUUACUCAUUGAUAUCGUAGGCUUGAAAACAAACUCGGCAGCCAGAGAGGAUAUGUCAAGCCAGUAUUUCCCACAUUGGAUUUAUGAUCAACUCGACAAGGGAAAGGAGAUUGAAGUACUAGACGAGACACAUGAUGACGUAAAGAAGCUGACUUUAGUUUCUUUGUGGUGCAUACAAAUGAAUCCACUGGAUCGUCCCUCAAUGACUAGAGUAGUGGAAAUGCUUGAAGGCGAAUUACAAGCAUUGCAAACGCCUCCCAGGCCCUCUGAAUCGCGGGAACCAUGUUCAUUGGAAUUCAAUCUAAUUAGUUCUUCAAUAAACUCAACUGAGUCUGUGAAGUUGCUUGAGAGUUGUUCUGAUUCUGCAAAAAUAGAUGUAAUUGUUGCUUGA
Molecule: messenger RNA, 485 nt
Organism: Solanum tuberosum (potato)
Lineage: Eukaryota; Viridiplantae; Streptophyta; Magnoliopsida; Solanales; Solanaceae
Product: glycerophosphodiester phosphodiesterase protein kinase domain-containing GDPDL2-like
Exons: 1
Biological process (GO): protein phosphorylation
Molecular function (GO): protein kinase activity; ATP binding
Source: RefSeq, a predicted model, not a curated record